AUGCUGGGAAGAUGCGUUCUGUCGCGCCCGCGGCACCAUUGGCUUCGACUCCGCAACCUUAAGGUUCAAUCUAGCUUACACCACCGAACCGUCACCAACAUCUCCACCACCAGAGUUCCAAUCCACCAGAAACAGCAUCAUGUAACCAGCGUUCCCCGACAACGCCGGGCCUUCUUCACAGACGCCAUUCCCACCGUACUACUCCCACCCACCAUCUUCACUGCUUUGCUUCUCGCUCUCUGGACCUGGAAAUGUUUCUGGAUCGUGGUCAUGCAGGACAAACUCCUGUACAUCGCGUGGCUGCCGCCGUUCGCGCGUUCCGAAAAGAUCGCCGACUAUGAAGCCCAGUGUGGUCCUGUGCAGUGGGAGGAGAAGCAGAUCCGGAGUUUGGAUGGGACGAAACUCGCAGUUUGCGAGGGACGCAUGAAAACCCCCUCUGCUUCCCAUGCGGACACUACUGCUACGACUAUUCCUCGCCACAGCAAUCAGGAGACGGUCGCGAAGCGUAAAAAACGCAUCGUGAUCUGCUACUUCCAAGGAAAUGGCGGAUCGACGCCUCUCCGGCUCCCGCUGCUCUCGGAUACGCUGCGCACGGUGACGUCAGCGUCGGAGGAUGACCACGUUGAAUAUAUCGUGGCGGCACUGUCCUACCGCGGAUACUGGACGUCGUCGGGUCGCGCGACGCAGUCGGGGAUCGAGCUGGACGCGCAGGCGUUCUUGGCCUGGGUCUCAAAGACUUAUGUAGAGCCGGACACCGACCUGCGGAUGAUUCUCUGGGGCCAUAGCCUCGGAUCAGCGGUUGCGAGUACCGCUCUCGCGACGUAUCUGGCUUGUCAGGGCGGCGGAGGUCCCUCGGUGCCAAUGCCGAAAGAAGACGGUGAUCAGGCAGGGGUGGUGCCAAUCACCGGGCUGGUUAUGGAGACUCCGACGUCCAGCACAAAAGAUAUGUUGAUCAGCUUGUAUCCGCAGAAGUGGCUGCCGUAUCGGUAUUUAUGGCCAUUCCUCUGGAACAAUUGGGACAUCUCGGUAGCAUUGGAACGGAUGGCGGAAUGGAGGGACCAGUGCCGAUCGAGAGAGGCGGAGAUGAAACAGGGUGGAUUUGGUGAGCAGACGGCGGUACUAGGGUCGGGAACUGCGAAGCCGAGACCGAUGACUUGCUCGCCGCCUCCCAUCCUUAUGCUCUCCGCUGAAAAAGAUGAAGUCAUCCCACCCCACGCAGCAGAUCAACUAGAGGCGGAUGCGAGGAGGCUGAAGCUGGUACUGCAGAGAAGGCAUGUGGCAGGUGCCAUGCACACCGAGGCAUUGGUCAAAGUGGGAGGCAAGAGAGCGAUGAUGGGGUUUUUACUUACAUCUACCUAG
This is a messenger RNA of Aspergillus melleus, 1359 nucleotides long. RefSeq lists its product as uncharacterized. Lineage: Eukaryota; Fungi; Ascomycota; Eurotiomycetes; Eurotiales; Aspergillaceae. The record is from RefSeq and is a predicted model, not a curated record. Gene Ontology annotation, cellular component: membrane. The transcript has a single exon. Bases 1 to 1359 code for a protein of 452 amino acids. Gene Ontology annotation, molecular function: palmitoyl-(protein) hydrolase activity.